Molecule: messenger RNA, 1746 nt
Organism: Mycena citricolor
Lineage: Eukaryota; Fungi; Basidiomycota; Agaricomycetes; Agaricales; Mycenaceae
Source: the annotation of a GenBank genome assembly
UCUGCUUCCAUCUCUAUCUCUUUUUUCCGAAAGUGCUUCAAGAGAUGAGCUUUAUGAUCCCGUACUGCCUUCAAACAUUCUCCCUUCGAACACUUCUGGGAUUUCCUUUGAAAGCGAAGCCGUACUCUUGCAGAAGUGCUCCUCUCGAGUCUCCAGCCCAUUUUUUCAACUCAGCCGCAUCUGAUCUGUUUAGCAAUGGCUCCAGGGCUUCGCAACCUAAUUUUCCCUGCUAUCCAUCAGCUCAAUCGAGAUAUUCACUGGCGUCUUAUUAAUUUUGGGGAACUCUUCACUUGGUGCAGAGAAACGCUGAUGUAAGAUGGAAGAACCGAUCCGCUUUCUCGAUCAACAAACAAUUCCAUCGCCUUCGUACUUAUUUCCGGGUAUGUUAUCAGUCCCGCUUAAGUGUCCACUAUCCUCUCGUCGUGAACAUUUUGUGCAUAAAGCACAGAAUCUUCAGGAACAGUGCUCUCAGACAUGAUUCAGCGCAACCGAGGAAAUAUGAAAGCUAAACGAAGGACUUUCAUUGGAUUAUGUGCAGGUCCCCUGUCGAAGCCUCACCUGAAAAGAUAAGGUUAGAGCUGUAGGGCAAAGUAAAUCCGACCUGCUUUUGAACAUUCAUCGGUGUCGCAGUCUGUUAUAAGUGCUAGCUCAAGGGGUUCAUCGUCUAUCCAGUGAGCAACAACCGUGGGAAAAGUCAAGCUGAUCGGAUCAAGUCUGUCUGUCUUUGUCCUGUCCCAUUCUCCGUCGCAAAGGCUUCGCAAAUGGAGAGAAAGCUCAAAGCGCAGCAUUUGCAGCGUCCUCAAGCCUUCAUAGAUGGCUUUCUCAUUCACGCUUUGGCGCCGACUCUUUGACUCGAGCUGCGUGCCACCGUCCUAUAAAGAGCCGACUUGCCCCGUCGUAUCACAGCACGAUUCCGCCCACCAUGCCUCACCGACGUGAUUCAUACAUCGAGUUUCCAACCUCACCCUGCACACCGGAAACGUCGUUUACCCCGGAGCAGGAGCACCUGAUCGCGUCGCUUGGCCUUGCGCUCCCCGCCGCAGCCGACUCGCGCUCGCUCACGCCCAUCAUCGACGGAUUCCCGCGCCCACCCAGCCACACCCCCAGCGGUGAUAUCCUCUUCGAGCGCCAGGAGCUCCCGAGAGGACUCUCGCCAAUCGACACGCGCCGCGCGUUCGUCCCGAUCCCGCUCGCGUUCAGCAACGAGUACGUGCUGCACAUCAACGCAGACGAAUCGGGGUCGAUCGUGCCCGUUGGCGAGGCGCCGACGGACAGGACGGGGGCGUUGAUGGAGUACGGCAAUAGCAUGCGACGUGCUCAUUCCAUGAAGCUCAAGACGAGCGUUGGGAGAUGGAGGACGGAGAGCAUCCGGCGUGCUCUCGGCCGGUUCACUCGCCAACGCACCGCCCCGGCCAGCCAGGGCACGUUUUCGGACGCCGCCACUGAGGCAGACGCGAGCCGCAGCAGCGAAGAAUCCAGUGGUGCAUCGGAGUCCACCGACGAAAUGGGUUUCUUCACAAUUCCAUCCACUCCCAACACAGCCUUCACAGACCUGAGCUCGCCACCCUCCCCGAUCACGCCUCUCCCACCCAGUGUACCGCCCAAUACGCCUAUCCCUGCGAGUCUCGUGCGGACGCCCAUCUCGCCGGCCAAGCUGCCCCCGAGGACCCGUCCACGCUACCACACUCUGAACGUUCUCACCAAGGCCUUCCGCACCAAACGGCGUGACUCUAAGGCGGAGAGGCA